GCGGACUGGCUCGGGUCCACACCACCCUUCAUUUGUCCAAGAGAAGACCCCAAACCUCCAGCCAACUGUGAGACGUUCACACUCUCAUCCCAACCAAUAAUGUGAGAAUCAGACGGAAAUCAGAUGCGUAAACUCACCGUGGCUUCAUUGUACUCCAGUGCCGUCAACACUCAACACACUGUCACGCAGUUCGCAGCCAGGCUACAGUAGAGGCUAUCCACGCGGAUUACCUGGUGUGAGAUGCGGCAAUGUCCCGAGGAAUGUGCCCACGCGUGAACUCUUGCGGAUCCGUUUGGAUUUUGUCUGCGCUCAUAUUUGCCGUGAAUGUGAUCGACGUGGAUGCGUACAGCUGCCAUGAAGUGCGGACCGCGUUCCAGCUGCGGCAGGUCGGGCCGCUGCACCGCGUACCGGAGACACCUGGCACAGAUGUGGAUCUGUUGAUUUGCAAGCACCAGGGUCCAUCGUGCUGCACCCGGAAAAUGGAGGAGAGCUACCAGUUUGCUGUAAAACGAGAAACCCUUCACAACAUUCACUCCUACAGCUAUGAGCUUAAACAUCUCAUCUCCGGCCACUCAGAUGCCUUCCAGGACAUGUUCCAGUACCUGCUAUCUUUCUCUCAGGGACACCUGAGUUCUCUGUUGGAGGGAACUUACUCCUCCCUGUCCCGCCAAACCUUACCCCAUGUAAAUCAACUCUUCUCCUCACUCUCCCUCUACCUCCGUGGGGCCAAUGUUUCAGUGGAGGCUGCAGUUCACCAAUUUUACAACAACCUUUUCCCACUCGUCUACACACGACUCAUCAAUCCAGGUAUCGAAGGCAGUAUGACAGCGGGAGGUGAAAUGGGUGACUGUCUUCGUAUGAUCAGACAGGAUGUCAACCCCUUUGGGCCUCAUCCAUCCAUCAUGGCACAGGAGCUGGCUGGGGUACUGGGAGCAGGACGGCAACUGGGGCUGGCACUGGAGGAAGGUGUGGAGGUGAUGAAUGCCACCGAACACGUCAGCCUGAGCAAAGAGUGCGUGAAGGGCCUCGUGAAGAUGGUGUACUGCUCCCACUGCAGAGGCUUGACGCUUAUCAAGCCCUGCGUAGGAUACUGUCUGAAUGUAAUGCGAGGCUGCUUGGCCAGCGUGUCAGAGCUGGAUCAGCCUUGGAGGAGGUAUACGAGUUUAUUGGAGCAACUCACCCACGCCAUGGCCGGGCACCACAGCCUGGAACUGGCCCUGCUGGAGGUCAGGGGGCGCGUUCACAAGGCCCUGCUGUACGCACAGCUUCAUGGUCCACUCAUCACUGCCACAGUGGACAAGGUGUGUGGCCUGACUACUGCGGAACCUACAGGCAUGCAGCCUACUAGCCCCGAGGUCACGACCUCUACCGUGACCUCGUCGUCUCCUCUUCCAUCUGCGGCUCCCUCCCAACCUUUACCAGAGCAGUGGCAGAGGCAGCUCUCCCACUUGAGGAGCUCGUUCCCCCUGAAACCCUCCAAGAACAAUAAACAUAGUCUGAGAACGCUCUCUAGGGAAUUCUUGAUGUACCUGCAGCGCUACAAGUCUUUCUUUGCAGCGCUGCCGGAGAUGCUGUGCGAAGGAGAGAACGUAGUGGACGACUCCACAUGCUGGAGCGGAGAUGACGUGGUAGAGAGCUAUUCUGGCAGAGUUGUAGGAAACGGUCUGCACGCUCAGAGGCAAAACCCGGAGGUCAAAGUUCGCAGUGUAGACCCUUCACUGGCAGAGGUCAAGGAGAGGUUGGAACGCUUCAACCAGGAGACCCAGGAGAGGUUUCCGAACCUGGACCAGGUGGAGGCCUGGGACGAGCUGGGCAGUGGGAAGUCAGAGGGCAGCUCCACAGGCUGUGAUGAUGAAGAUGGAUGUCAAGCCUCAGGAGAUGGUCAAGAAAAUAUCUCACAAACAGACGCCUCCAGUGAAAGGAGGCCCAUCGGCAGAGAGCCUGGAGGUGACAGCGCGCACGAGAACCCUUCCAGGCCCCCCUCGGUGAAGGUGAGAGGGGGUUUGCCAUCUGCCAGCUGGGCAGGAUCCUGGAGCCUUGCACUGCUCUCUGCUGCACUUUGUCUGCAGUGGACCCUGUUCUGAUGCUAGCACCGCCUGUGAAUCUCCCUUCACCUUCUAGGAAACACGUACAUGCAGACAGACAUUCAUAUCGUAUAAAUCACAUAGAGUAUCCUUACUCCUGUCCUCAAUCUGCACGGAUGGAAAGUAACGAAGGAGAAAGAAAAGAAGAUGGAAACGGAAAAGAGGAGGACAACAUUGUAGAUGGGGGGCUCCUGCAGGAACUUUACUGAUCCCAUGCACGGCCAUCUACAAAGAUUAUGCCUGCUGCUUCCACUAGGCUGUUCUGGGAUUAGAUGUGUGUGUAUAACAGACACCAAUAUAGCCCUGCAGCUCCUCGCUCCACUCACACUCAACACAUACUCCAUAGUUCAGAGCAGGAUGUCAUCAUAAUGAUUUUACUUAAAAACACAUUUCGACUCACGUUCAUGCUUUCUACACAGAGCUGUCCUCAU
This is a messenger RNA of Paralichthys olivaceus (Japanese flounder), 2515 nucleotides long. It is a transcript of the gene gpc5c, whose product is annotated as glypican 5c. The record is from RefSeq and is a predicted model, not a curated record. Gene Ontology annotation, cellular component: cell surface; plasma membrane; extracellular region. NCBI's taxonomy places the organism in Eukaryota, Metazoa, Chordata, Actinopteri, Pleuronectiformes, Paralichthyidae. Gene Ontology annotation, biological process: cell migration; positive regulation of canonical Wnt signaling pathway; regulation of protein localization to membrane.